AGCUUGUUGACCUCUGGUCAUUAAUCACUAAAUUAACAAUUAAAGCUGCGUCUAAAAUGGGAUCGUCUAAUUCAUCUAAAAGGACAGCAACUCCCGCAACACGCCUAGCAGCGUCGGCCAUGUUGGUAUGUUUGUUUACAGUAAUCAGCUGAGAGGCAUUUCGCGUGGCGAAACCGUUCACUCAAACCGUUUUGGGCCUGUGCAAGGCGCACUGUGCGGAAAGGCUCAAGUGAACGCACGAUUAAUUACGUAUUGUUUUUUUCACGAUAUUUAUGUCAAACAAAGGCUCAAGUGAACGCAACGGACUGUUUUGUCGCCUCAAAUAUUCGUAAUAUUCCGACUAUACUGCAUCACAUCACAUAACAACUGAUACUGGGAGAAUGAGCAUUAUUCUGCCAAAGAUUAUUGGACGCUACAAGGUAGACAUGAAGCAGAGAUUUCUGCUCCUUCUGGCGACAUCGACGCUGUUGGCAUUGGUGUUUGUGGCUCACGUGGCCUUGAAGGAUUUAUCUAGCAGGCGUCCACAGCCUGUCCAAAAGAAUGUCGUAGAAUACCCAACGUUCGCGGAGAGCUGUUACGACUACGUGAAUUUCACCGCAGAGAAUGUUUGCUGCAAGAUGAAGAAAUACAUAGCAAGUGAUGUGCUUCAAUGUGUCAAGAGAUUCAACGGGAGAGGUUCGAACAGCAUCUACCAAGCAAACUCUACCGACUUGCCUGCAGUGACCCACAUUGCCCUGGUGGGAGACUCUCACAUGAGGAAUAUGUUUGUGUCCAUCGCCCAGUGUGCCGGGGGCAACAAGCUGCAGUACAGGAUAAAGUCUGAAAAGAACACGUGGCGCGAAGCAGAAAAGAUACUGCACAUGAUGCGGACGAAACGGCUGAAGAACACAGUAGAGAUGCGGCAUGUGAGCACCCCUUUCCGCGUCACGUGGUACAGGGACUGGAAGCUCGACGGUUUCCCCGAACUGAUUCAUCGCUGGGAGACGAACCAGGAGCUCAGGCCUUCGCUGGUCAUUACAGGAGGAGGACUACACUGGAUGAAGACCAACCCUCCUCGAACGGGCGCCCCCUUCAGGACCUUCCUCGUCUCCCUGGCGCCUUACCUGCGCCGCCUCGCAGCCGCCGUGCCCGUCUACUUCAAGCUGAUCGACUACGUGCCGAGGGCCUACACCCAAGUAAACAAGUAUCCAAACUUCAACCCGCGAGCCAUUAGCCUGUACAAUUCCAUAGCGAGGCAGAAGUUGCAGGCAACUGGCGUGGUCAUCUGGGACAGCACGUUAAGGUUGUCGGUUGCCUAUUCGGAAGAAUGCACCAGAUCCAACAGGGUCACGCCAGGCAGCCAUGACUGGAAUUGCGUGGACAACGGACAUAUAGGUUACAUCAUGCUAGAGCAGUAUACUGACAUGAUAUAUAAUGCCUUUUGCAACAGGUUUCUAAACUUGACUGACGAUUAUUGUGACACUUGACGCUGACAAUUUUUAUCGAGUAAAAAAUAAGAUGGACUGAUUUUGUUGUAUGAUAUACACUCAGUAUUCCCUUGGAAGUGUCAUUUUCUAUGUAGUAUGAGAGAGAGAGAGAGAGAGAGAGAGAGAGAGAGAGAGAGAGAGAGUCCAUGCAAUUGUUCCAAACGCACUGCCAGGUAGUGUAUGACUACAUACUGCAGAACACAAUGUGACUGAUCUUGCCCAGUUAAUAAUACAAUUGUAUUUGUAAACAAUAUUAUUUAAUUAAAAUGCUUCUAAUGUUUUCUGUUGGCAACAUUUGCCCUUUAUAUUUGUUUAUAAAUAAGUUUGUUAUUCCAGCGUAGCCUUC
This is a messenger RNA of Penaeus chinensis, 1812 nucleotides long. RefSeq lists its product as uncharacterized. The transcript is spliced from 6 exons. Bases 381 to 1466 code for a protein of 361 amino acids. The record is from RefSeq and is a predicted model, not a curated record. Lineage: Eukaryota; Metazoa; Arthropoda; Malacostraca; Decapoda; Penaeidae.